Akanthomyces muscarius is the source of this 1626-nucleotide messenger RNA. RefSeq lists its product as uncharacterized. The transcript has 4 exons. Gene Ontology annotation, cellular component: membrane. Lineage: Eukaryota; Fungi; Ascomycota; Sordariomycetes; Hypocreales; Cordycipitaceae. Gene Ontology annotation, molecular function: biotin transmembrane transporter activity; solute:proton symporter activity; dethiobiotin transmembrane transporter activity. The coding region runs from base 1 to 1626 and encodes 541 amino acids. The record is from RefSeq and is a predicted model, not a curated record. Gene Ontology annotation, biological process: biotin import across plasma membrane.
AUGCAGCACCCGUCGCAGGCUUUGACGCCGGAGCUUGGCUACGAUGGCACCAGCACGUCCGGGCCAGGGUCUACUCGCAAGCAGCUUGUCACUAGAGAUGCAGCUGCUGACGAGCCCAUGGACUAUGAUGUCGAGACUGUUGAGCGAGUUUAUCGAAAGAUAGACAUGCGAAUCAUUCCUCCCUUCUGGAUCCUGUACUUUCUCUGCUCCGCCAUUCGCUCCAACAUCGGUAUUGCUCAAACCAUGAACCUUGACAAGCACCACGAUCUUAUCACAGUCCUCGGACUGAGUCCUCGAGACAUUUCCACCGCAUUGGCGCUCUUUUACGUGUCCUACGUCAUCUUUGACUUCCCGUCCAACCUGAUCAUGAGCAAGCUCGGCCCUCGCGUUUGGAUGGCCCGCAUCGUCUUUGCCACUAGUGCUGUCGGCGCAUGCUUUGCUGCCGUGCAUGAUGCGUGGAGCCUCAAGCUGCUUCGAUUUCUCCUCGGUCUUGUUAUUGCCGGCAUGUGGCCUGGAAUGGCAUUUUACUUGACGCUAUUCUACCCGCCAUCCCGCACAGGCAAGCGCAUCGGCAUGUACUUCACUGCUUCACAAGUCUCUGCUGCCGUCGUAGGUCUUGUCUCUGCUGGUUUUCAGCUUAUGGACGGCACUGCCGGACUCGAAGGCUUUCGCUGGAUGUUUUUGAUCUACGGCUUAGUCGGCGUGGUUCUUAGUGUGAUUCUCAUUUGGUGGCUGCCUGACCGACCACUUGCGCCAGGCCAAACCAGGGAGAAGAGCGGCAUUUUCAAGUGGCUCCCGACGACCCCGGAAGCUCUCACCGGAGAGGAUGCAAUUAUUCACUACCACGAUCUCAGACGCGUCUACCACGCUCGAUCUUGGGGGCUGAAAGACCUCGGACUUGUUCUUUUGGACUGGCGGCUCUGGCCUUUGACACUCAUGUACUUUGGCGUAGUUGGUGUUGGUAUCGGCACACAGCUCUACGGCUCAGUCAUCAUUCAAGCCAUUCGCCCUGGUGCUGGUGGCAUUGAAAUUAGUUUGCUUUUUGCCCCGAUCUGGAUCAUGGAUCUCAUUGCUAUUCUCCUUGUGACUCCAGUCUCUGAUCGAUUCAACGAGUAUCGCGCCUUCUUCUUUUCUGCUGCUGUUUGUAUUCAGAUCGCUGGCCUUCUUACGACCACAUUUGCUCAUGGCUGGGCUCGCUACGGCGGUCUCUUGAUGGUUGGAUUCGGUCUCGGCCCGACCGUGCCUAUUUGCAUGGCCUGGAGCUCCGAAAUCUUUCAGCGUCGCCAUGGUGAGGUCGGUGUCGCUGCUGCCACCGCCUUAGUCUCUGGUCUGGGCAAUCUUGGCAGCGUCACUACAACUUAUGCGUUGUACACGGGCUGGCCUGAAGAUGCCAAGGCUGGACCUCACCGGUUUCGCAACAGCAAUCUCACUAUGAUUGGGAUUCUGUGCAUGAGCAUCCUCAGCGCUCUCGUCAUGGUGUUUCUGCUCAAACUUCUAGGAAACCCGCCUAGCAAGAAACUUUACGAGGGCGAUUCUGCCAGCGAUUUCGAGGACGGUGCCGCCCGGCGCGAGCAGCAGCAACGCGGAUUUGGCCGCUUUGGUCGCAACUCCAUGUCGCAGGCAUAG